CCCUGAUGAUCAGCCUCAACAUCAGCCUCAGCCUUAUUUCAGCUCAACAGCCAACCCCCACUUGUGAAUUUGCAGAUUUCGCCUAGGCCAAAAGCUAGCCAUGGUUCCUAGCACCACAAAGUUGUUACUGACAGACAUGGUUUUAGGUGUCGACCAUGUUCCUUCAAACUACGUUCGACCCCCCUCUGAGCGUCCUAAUUUUAAGGAUGUCCAGGCAUCAGAUGUCUCCAUUCCUCUCAUAGACCUACAGGACCUCCAGGGUCCUGGCCGCCCUGAUGUUGUCAAACAGAUUGGCCAAGCCUGCCAACACAGUGGUUUCUUCCAGAUUCAAAACCAUGGGGUGUCCGAGACCAUGAUCAGUAACAUUUUGAGGCUAGCCAGAGACUUUUUCCAGCUGCCAGAAAGCGAGAGGCUCAAGAACUACUCAGACAAUCCUUCCAAUCCAGUCAGGCUCUCCACUAGUUUUAAUGUUAAGACAGAAAAGGUAGCCAACUGGAGGGAUUUCUUGAGGCUCCAUUGUUACCCUCUGGAGGACUAUGUCCAUCAAUGGCCUUCCAAUCCUCCAUCUUUCAGGGAGGAUGUGGCUGAGUAUUGCACCAGUAUCAGAGCACUAGUACUGAGACUGCUGGAAACCAUUUCUGAGAGCUUAGGCCUCGAGAAGAACUACGUAAGUGGGGUGCUGGGCAAGCAUGGGCAGCACAUGGCUAUGAACUACUAUCCGCCGUGCCCGCAACCAGAGCUAACUUAUGGGUUGCCUGGACAUACUGAUUGUAGUUUAAUCACAGUUCUUCUCCAAGACGAUGUACCCGGGCUUCAGGUUUUAAGAAAUGGAAAAUGGGUGUCAGUCAAUCCUAUUCCGAAUUCCUUCAUUGUCAACAUCGGUGACCACAUGCAGGUAAUCAGCAAUGAUCGAUACAAGAGCGUGCUGCAUCGAGCUGUGGUGAACUGCAACAAGGAUCGAAUCUCCAUCCCAACUUUCUACUGCCCAUCACCAGAUGCUGUAAUAGGCCCUUCCCCAGAACUAGUCGACGAUGAUCACCCAGCUGUCUAUAGGAAUUUCACUUGCGAGGAAUACUACACUCAGUUUUGGAACAGAGGGCUUGCAACUGAGUCCUGCUUGGACACGUUCAAAGCAUCUACCACUUGACUUUUCUUCCCUGCCAGUUUCUGGAAUGCUUGAAAUGUGCUAUGGUAUCUUAAAAUCUUCUUUAAUCUAUGUAUUUCAUGAGUGUUAAUCACUUUAUUUGAAGAGCCUUGGGCAAUAAGACUGCAAAUUGUCAAAUAUUUUUUCA
Molecule: messenger RNA, 1292 nt
Organism: Vitis vinifera (wine grape)
Lineage: Eukaryota; Viridiplantae; Streptophyta; Magnoliopsida; Vitales; Vitaceae
Product: protein DMR6-LIKE OXYGENASE 2
Exons: 3
Coding region: 101-1147 (348 amino acids)
Source: RefSeq, a predicted model, not a curated record